CACUAAGAAACACAGUCACCGCACUCUACUACAAACCACAGCCAAGUCACCAACAUCUACAAGUAAUCCCCCAGAAUUUCACACAGAAACGACAAUGUGCUGCCGAAGACGCCGCGCAGCCCGCCAAGCCUGGCUCGAACAACGUGGCCUCGGCGGUCCUCGCGGCUGCCAUGGCGCCCGCCACUUCGGCCCCGGCCCCGGAGGCCCGCCAUUCCGUCCGCCCUGGGCAUCAGGAGGCGGCGGCGGUGGUCCCCCCUUUGGCCGCUGGCGCGACAUCCCACGCGACAGCGUCCCUCAAGAUCCCUUCCGCGAUCCUCCCGCUGCCCCUCGCAACGACCCAGCGACCAGGGACCCGGAAAAGGGCGCCGUCGAGAUGAAUUUCAGGGACGUAGAGAAGAGCACACCUGCACCGACCCCGGCUCCGGCCCCAACUGCGGCUCCAGCUCCGGAGGGUGAUUCGAAGAGGGUGUCAUUCAUGUCUGGUCCGUUUUCACGGUGGAGAGAGUCCGUUAGGAGCGGUGGGGGCGAUGUGAGGAGGUCGUCUUCGAAUGCGACGUUGCCUCCUAGAUAUACCUCUGGUGUCACCGAGGCGCCGUAUUGGAGUGGUGAGCAGGCCGGAAAUAGGGGUUCCAUGCCGCCGAAUUACGAUGUGGCGAUUAAAAACUGAGGCAAUCACGGGAGAAACGCCGCUAGGGACAUUGAUGCAUUGGGGGGCGGAUCUGGGCUACAUGUGAAGCGGUAGCGAGUGUAUACAGAGUCGGAAAGGGUUCUUCUUUUUACAUUAUUACAGAGAAUUAUACGCAGCACGUUGUUUGCCUACAGUUGUUCG
Messenger RNA from Colletotrichum godetiae, 829 nucleotides. RefSeq lists its product as uncharacterized. NCBI's taxonomy places the organism in Eukaryota, Fungi, Ascomycota, Sordariomycetes, Glomerellales, Glomerellaceae. The transcript has a single exon. Bases 95 to 667 code for a protein of 190 amino acids. The record is from RefSeq and is a predicted model, not a curated record.